AUCGAUCUAUUUAUCUAAGAAGAGCUCAAUGCAUAUUCGUGAAGUAAAACAUCAGUUCUGUUGAUUACAAACUUCAAGAAGAGUUAAGAUGAGUACAUUAGAGAUUGUGGCCUCUUUUUACAUAUUUAUGAUUGCAGUUUGUGGUAUAGCUACUGCUGAUCCUGCUGCUCCUCCACCUCCUGCUCCGGAUGCGACUAUAAUUUUCAAGGCAAAUGAUGCCAAUGCAGACGCUCAGGCGCUCCGCAAAGCCAUGAAGGGUUGGGGAACCGAUGAGAACCAAAUCAUCCAAAUCCUUGGCGCCAGAACGGGACAGCAGCGAGCAGCCAUUACAGCCGCCUAUAAAACUACCCUUCAAAGGGACUUGGUAAAAGAUAUAGAAGGUGAUACCAGUGGCACUUUCGAGGAUGUCCUGGUGUAUCUUACUUACUCUGUGGAAGAGUAUUUGGCCAGAGAAAUAAAUUGGGCGUUGAAUAAGAAAGACACAUACGAUUAUAUCGAUAUUAUAUGCGCAUGUGAACCCAACCAGAUUAAAAGUAUCAAGGAGGCAUAUUUAAGAGUUUUCAAAAUAUCUCUUCCUUCAGACAUUGAGGCACACGUCAACUAUAUUCCUACAAGAAUGCUACUAUUUCUUAUUUUAGGGGCUGGAAUCGACCUUCCAUAUCGACAAGAUUAUGAAUUUAAAGACAAGACAAUCAAGAGCUACGUUAAAAGCAUACCAGACAACGAAGAUGAUUGCAGCAGUGAAAAAAAUGGUGUAUUUUUCACAUUGAUGUAUAAAGAGAGCAUGAGACUGAUACAAACAGUUGUUAAACAGUACAACGGAGAUAAAUCAAAAGAUAAGUCAGUGACAAGUAAAAUAGAAAAGUAUUGUAAAGAACCGAGCUUGAAAAGAGCUUACAUGACAAUAGCGUCAUAUGCUGAAGACUCAGCCACAUACUUUGCAACGCAGCUGAAAAAUUCAAUGAAGGGAUUGGGCACCACUGAACGAACGUUGGACCGCGUGAUUAUUUGGAGAAGUGAAAUCGACCUGGUAAAAGUAGCAACAGCAUUUCAAGUCCUUACUAAGCACUCUCUCGAAGAUUGGGUGAAGGGUGACACUGCUGGAGAUUAUGAGAAAAUUCUUGUGGCUCUCAUCCGGGGCAAUAGGGCGUAGUCUGCCACUGCUUUGUUUCGGAGUUAUAUUCUGAAAACCAGCCUUCAAAAUAUUUUGUAAUUACUAUAUCACUGAUUAUUAAAUACUUAACAAUACUA
Molecule: messenger RNA, 1251 nt
Organism: Nilaparvata lugens (brown planthopper)
Lineage: Eukaryota; Metazoa; Arthropoda; Insecta; Hemiptera; Delphacidae
Product: annexin A13
Exons: 8
Coding region: 89-1153 (354 amino acids)
Cellular component (GO): cytoplasm
Molecular function (GO): calcium ion binding; calcium-dependent phospholipid binding
Source: RefSeq, a predicted model, not a curated record